This is a messenger RNA of Drosophila grimshawi, 1453 nucleotides long. RefSeq names its product lysosomal aspartic protease. Gene Ontology annotation, molecular function: aspartic-type endopeptidase activity. The record is from RefSeq and is a predicted model, not a curated record. Gene Ontology annotation, cellular component: lysosome. Bases 1 to 1326 code for a protein of 441 amino acids. Lineage: Eukaryota; Metazoa; Arthropoda; Insecta; Diptera; Drosophilidae. The transcript has a single exon. Gene Ontology annotation, biological process: cell death; proteolysis.
AUGCUGAAGUCGGUUAUUGUGCUCGGUGGUCUUCUGCUGGUGCUGACCCUGAGCAGUGGGAGCAGUGUCAACAAGCUCUCUCGUGUGCCCAUCUACAGGCAGAAGAACUUUGUGAAGACACGCGCCAAUAUCCAGGCCGAGGUGGCCCAUGUGCGUAACAAAUACAACAGCCAGCUGACAUUGGCAUCAACAACGGCACAGGCCGGUGGUGUUUCAACAACCACACCCACAACAACGACAACCAAGACAACGACUGCAGGCAUUCAUAGAGAGCCGCUAAUCAACUACGUGAAUAUGCAAUACUAUGGUCUCAUCACCAUUGGCACACCACCACAGAGUUUUGAGGUUAUGUUCGAUACAGGCUCAUCGAAUCUGUGGGUGCCCUCGAUUAAGUGCUCCGCCGCCGCCUGUGAGACUCACAAUAUGUUCAAUCCGGCCGACUCCUCCAGCUAUGUGCCUAACGGGUCGAUUAUAUCCAUAGUGUAUGGCACCGGUAACAUGACUGGUUAUCUCUGCUCUGAUGUUGUGAAUGUGAAUGGCAUGAAUAUACAGAGUCAGACAUUGGCUCUGGCCACAUUUGAGCAGAACGAUUUUUUGACAUCGAACUUUGAUGGCAUUUUCGGAAUGGGCUAUCGUAACCUGGCUGUUGAUAAUGUGGUGCCGCCGUUUUACAAUAUGAUAAGUCAGGGACUGGUCAGUCAACAGAUAUUUUCGUUCUAUUUGACGAGCGAUGGUUCCUCCAGCCAAGGCGGUGAAUUGAUUUUCGGUGGAUCUGAUCAUAGCCUGUUUGUUGGCAACAUGGUCUAUGCGAAUGUGACGAGAGAGGAUUACUGGCAAUUCAUGAUGGAUAAUGCCACCUUAAAUGGCCACAUCUUGUGCACCAACUGUCAGGCGGUGGCUGAUACGGGUACCUCAUUGAUUAUGGCACCAGCCGCAUCCUAUCUGAUAAUUAGGGAGGUGCUUGGUGUUGGUAGCAAUGGCGAAGUCGAUUGCUCCAAGAUUGCGCAAAUGCCAGUGCUUAAAUUUGCGAUUAACGGCAAGAUCUUUGGCGUUCCCGGCUACGCCUAUGUUAUAGUGGAGGGUCAACAAUGCAUUCUGGCCAUUGACUACAUAUCUACAGAUUUCUGGAUUUUGGGCGAUGUCUUCAUUGGCCAAUAUUACACAGAAUUUGAUUUGGCCCAGAAUCGUGUCGGAUUCGCAUCAAUCAAUGGACAAAACUAUAUUGCGGAUAAUGGGGCUGGUAAUUUGCAAGGGAUGCCUGCCCUUGAAUUGGGCCUGUUGGUGAUGGCCUUGUUGUUUUCGAAAAUGUUGAAUUAUCUGCACUGAGGAAUUUUUAACUAUUUAUGUAAUUUCUCAUCUUUUUUUUUAUUAGCUUAAAUCUGAAAUAUAUCAUAAAUCUCUGUGCUGAUAUGCAGUGAUCCGAUCAAAAAAUAAAUUAUGUACUUCCUCCAAA